AUGUGUCUGCUGGGCAUAGCGUAUGCACUUUACGGGGUGGCAUUUUGGGCCGGACUCGCGCGAUGUCUUCUCUCUAUCGUCGAGUCCUUUUCGGCAAAGGCAAAUAUGCCAGAUACCCGGGGUAGAAGUUCCGUCGAUGAAAACGAAUAUGGGACCUUUCACCUCCCGACACAUCUCUCCGAUGAUCGCUCUGAUGCUGCUGACGGAGAGAACGAGCCGGGAGAAAUGGGCGCGGAUGGAAUCAUCACGCUUGGCUACGGAAUUAUGACCAGUCUCAACAACCUGACUACGGCUGUGGUUCCGAUCCUCCUCGCCAGGAUAGAAAAUGCCAUGGGCUUUACAGUUAUGGCGGUCUCAGGCGAAACUAGCCAGCCGCUGCCGGAAUCCCUUCACACCAAAGACUAUACUCCUGUAGACGCAGAGGUCGCAAAUAAUCACACCGACGAGAACAUACAUACCAGAGAAUCGAUAACAUGGCAGGGUGAAGCAAAACAGAUGUCAAAAAACGCUGCCCCCAUUAUUCUGUCCUCCAUACUCGAGUAUUCCUUGUCAACAACUACAAUGAUCGUGGUCGGACGUCUGGGAACUACCGAGCUUGGGGCAGCGAGUCUGGGCAGCAUGAUUGCAAACUUCACAGCCUACAAUGUCUACCACGGCCUUGCCACAGGCCAGGAUUCUCUAUGUGCCCAGGCAUAUGGCUCAGGGGCAAAGCACAUGGUGGCCGUGCACUUCCAGCGCAUGACCUGUUUCUUGUUGCUGGUCACCAUUCCAAUCAUCGCCCUCUGGUCUGCAGCGGACAUCAUUCUCCCAGCACUCCUCCCUACGAAAGAUCCCAGUCUCGCUAUCCUUACUAGCCGUUACCUUCAGGUGGUCGCGUUUGGUGCCCCUGCGUAUGCAAUGUUUGAGUCAAGCAAGCGUUACAUGCAGGCUCAGGGUGUGUACACAGCCUCAUUCUUUAUCCUCCUCAUAUGCUCGCCAAUCAAUGCCUUUAUGAACUGGUUCUUGGUUUGGAACCGGGGCUGGGGUUUUAUCGGGGCCCCGAUCGCAUUGGCCCUAACAGACUACCUCCUCCUCUACAGCCUAUUUUUGUAUGUUUAUCUUGGAUCGCAUGAUAAAUGCUGGACAGGAUUCACCUGGCAAGCACUUUGCAAUUGGGGCCCAAUGGUCCGACUGGCCUUCCCAGGCCUGCUGAGUGUGCAAGCUGAAUCUCUAGCUUACGGUGCCAACACCCUCGUCUGUUCGUACAUAAGCCCCACUGUGCUAGCCACACAAACUGUUCUGUCCACCGUAUCCAAUAUUGCCUGGCAAGUGCCCUUCUCUCUAUCGCUCUCUGUCCGCGUCCACAUAGGCACCCUGGUCGGCGCUGGACGCUCCAAUGCAGCCCAGAUCGCAAAUAGGGCUGCGGAAUACUUGGCUAUUGGUGUUGGAGUAAUACUUAUGAUUAUCCUGUGGGCCUUGAGAUCAUACAUCACCCCUUUCUUCACAACCGAACCUGCCGUCAUCAAGCUGGUUGUUCAAGUCAUGCCACUCUGCGCCGCAGCGCAUUUUCUGGAGUCCAUGGCUCUCAUCUAUAGUGGAGUCUUGUGCGGCAUUGGUCGACAGGAUAUCGCUGGCUACGCUCAAACCGGCGCUUUCAGCAUCAUUGCGCUACCGAUUGGCGUGGGGACGGCAUUUGGCCUCGGCUGGCAUGUCUGGGGACUCUGGAUUGGUGCGUUGGUUGGGUUUUGUGCGGUAGUUGCAAUAGAGUGGAUUUUCUUGAGAAGGGUCAAUUGGCAACGUAGUGUCGAAGAUGCAAAGGAAAAAUGCUUCUAA
Molecule: messenger RNA, 1812 nt
Organism: Penicillium atrosanguineum
Lineage: Eukaryota; Fungi; Ascomycota; Eurotiomycetes; Eurotiales; Aspergillaceae
Product: MATE family efflux transporter
Exons: 3
Coding region: 1-1812 (603 amino acids)
Biological process (GO): xenobiotic detoxification by transmembrane export across the plasma membrane
Cellular component (GO): membrane
Molecular function (GO): xenobiotic transmembrane transporter activity; antiporter activity
Source: RefSeq, a predicted model, not a curated record